Suncus etruscus (white-toothed pygmy shrew) is the source of this 2182-nucleotide messenger RNA. It is a transcript of the gene SLC13A3, whose product is annotated as solute carrier family 13 member 3. Gene Ontology annotation, molecular function: sodium:dicarboxylate symporter activity; citrate transmembrane transporter activity; succinate transmembrane transporter activity. The transcript is spliced from 13 exons. Gene Ontology annotation, cellular component: membrane. Bases 164 to 1972 code for a protein of 602 amino acids. NCBI's taxonomy places the organism in Eukaryota, Metazoa, Chordata, Mammalia, Eulipotyphla, Soricidae. Gene Ontology annotation, biological process: citrate transport; monoatomic anion transmembrane transport. The record is from RefSeq and is a predicted model, not a curated record.
CUUUGCCCCGGUCCCUGGGGAGCAGACACUGCCCUUUUCCUCCGGGAGGAGCCGGCUGGGGGGCGGUUCCGCGCGUGCCCUCCCGGCCCUCCCCCGGGUUUAAGGCGGCGCAGGGCCCGGGCCCGCAGUCCCGGGCUGCCCGCCGCGCUGGGCGAUCGCGCAGAUGGCGGCGCUGGCGGCCGUGGCCAAGAAGGUGUGGAGCGUGCGGCGGCUGCUGGUGCUCUUCUUCGCGCCGCUCGCACUCUUGCCGGUGCUCUUCUUCCUGCCGCCCAAGGAAGGCCGCUGCCUCUUUGUCAUCCUGCUCAUGGCUGUGUACUGGUGCACAGAAGCCCUGCCCCUGACAGUCACAGCCCUGCUGCCCAUCGUCUUAUUCCCCUUCCUGGGCAUCCUGCCUUCCAGCAAGGUCUGCCCCCAGUACUUUGUGGACACCAACUUCCUCUUCCUCAGUGGCCUGAUCAUGGCCAGCGCCAUCGAGGAGUGGAAUCUACACCGUCGAAUUGCCCUCCGGAUCCUGAUGGUCAUCGGGGUCCAGCCUGUCAGGCUCAUCCUGGGCAUGAUGGUGACCACCUCCUUCCUGUCCAUGUGGCUGAGCAACACCGCUUCCACUGCUAUGAUGCUUCCCAUUGGCAGCGCCGUGCUCAAGAGCCUCUUCGGUCAGAAGGAGGCACAGAAGGACCCUCCCAGGGAGAAUGAAGAGAGUGAAGGUGAGGGGAGGGCUAGAGGCCUGCACAUCGUACCCAUGGAGAUGCAGUCUCUUGCCAGCACAGAAGACAAAGAUGGCCUUGAGGAGGUCGAGGUACCCACGGAUCUCUCCGCUGACUCCAAGAAGGAGAGGGAAUAUUGCAGAAACAUCUGGAAAGGGCUCCUCAUUUCCAUCCCCUACUCGGCCAGCAUUGGGGGCACUGCCACCCUCACAGGCACUGCCCCCAACCUCAUCCUGGUUGGACAACUCAAGAGUUACUUUCCGCAGUGUGAUGUGGUGAAUUUUGGCUCCUGGUUCGUUUUCGCCUUCCCGCUCAUGCUGAUAUUCCUGCUGGUGGGCUGGCUCUGGAUCUCCUUCCUGUACGGGGGACUGACACUGAGGGGUUGGAUGAAGAAGAAAUCCAAUAUCAGGACUCAGGUGGAAAAGAAAGCACACACCAUGAUUCAGGAGGAAUUCCAGAAGCUGGGACCCAUCAAGUUUGCUGAGCAGGUGAUCUUCGUCCUCUUCUGCUUGUUCGCCAUCUUCCUUUUCACCCGGGACCCCAAGUUCAUCCCUGGCUGGGUCAACGCCUUCCUUCCUGGGUAUGUUUCCGAUGCAGUCACUGGCAUGACCAUUGUCAUCAUCUUGUUUUUCUUCCCAUCCCAAAAGCCCUCUCUCAAGUGGUGGUUUGAUCUGAAAGCUCCCAGUGUGGAGACACCACCGCUGCUGACAUGGAGGAAGGCCCAGGAGACGGUGCCCUGGAACAUCAUUCUCCUGCUAGGAGGGGGCUUUGCCAUGGCCAAAGCCUGUGAGGAGUCAGGGCUGUCCACGUGGAUGGGGGGACAGCUGCAGCCCCUGGAGGCCCUGCCCCCCUUACUAGCCGUGAUGCUCAUCACCUCUGUCAUCGCCUUCUUCACCGAGUUCGCCAGCAACACAGCUACCAUCAUCAUCUUCCUGCCAGUCCUCGCAGAAUUGGCCAUACGCCUGCGUGUGCACCCCCUGUAUUUAAUGAUCCCCGGCACGGUCGGCUGCUCCUACGCCUUCAUGCUCCCGGUGUCGACGCCCCCCAACUCUAUCGCCUUUGCCUCUGGACACUUGAUGGUCAAAGACAUGAUGCGCACAGGCUUCCUGAUGAACCUGAUGGGGGUCCUGCUGCUCACCAUGGCCAUCAACACUUGGGGACAGGCCAUCUUCAACCUAGGCACCUUCCCUGACUGGGCAGAAAGCCACUCCAUCAACGCCACAGCACUACCCUCCGUUACAGCCAAUGGCACUUUUCGGACCCUCUGAGUCCCCAGGGGACCCCUUUUGGGCAGCCCUCACUCUCCAGAAGACCCUCUCCAUCAACCGCUCUCAGACCCUGGAUCUGGCAGUACUCUUGGACCCAGAACGCAGCAUUCAAGUUGACCUCCUGGGCCUUUCUGGUGUUCCUGCAGUCCCUGUGGGUUGGAAGAUGGUUCUGCCUCUUCCCAAUAUGGUACUUUGGGCUCCAGUGGCCUU